GGCGGGACGCUCGGGAGAGCGGACGGGGCGGGGACAUGGCCUCGGCUCCCGGAGGGUCUGCGCCGCCCGCCGGCCCCGGCCCGCGCUUGGCUUUCAGCACCGCGGACAGCGGCGUCGGCAUGAGCGGGCUGAACCCAGGUCCCGCGGUGCCCAUGAAGGACCACGACGCCAUCAAGCUCUUCGUGGGGCAGAUCCCGCGGGGCUUGGACGAGCAGGACCUCAAGCCGCUGUUCGAGGAGUUCGGCCGCAUCUACGAGCUGACGGUGCUGAAGGACCGGCUCACCGGCCUCCACAAAGGCUGUGCCUUCCUCACCUACUGCGCCCGGGACUCUGCUCUCAAGGCCCAGAGUGCACUGCACGAGCAGAAGACCCUACCAGGGAUGAAUCGUCCGAUCCAAGUGAAGCCGGCUGCCAGUGAGGGCCGAGGAGAGGACCGGAAGCUGUUUGUGGGGAUGUUGGGCAAGCAGCAGGGUGAGGAGGAUGUCAGACGUCUGUUCCAGCCCUUCGGCCAUAUCGAGGAGUGCACUGUCCUGCGGAGUCCUGACGGUACCAGUAAAGGCUGUGCCUUUGUGAAAUUCGGGAGUCAAGGAGAAGCUCAAGCUGCCAUCCAGGGACUACACGGUAGCCGGACAAUGACGGGCGCCUCAUCCAGCCUGGUGGUGAAGCUGGCAGACACCGACCGGGAGCGCGCGCUGCGAAGGAUGCAGCAAAUGGCUGGCCAGCUGGGUGCCUUCCACCCGGCACCGCUGCCCCUCGGGACCUGUGGCGCCUAUACCACUGCGAUCCUGCAGCACCAGGCAGCGUUGCUGGCGGCAGCGCAGGGUCCCGGGUUAGGCCAGGUGGCCGCGGUGGCCGCCCAGAUGCAGCACGUGGCGGCCUUCAGCUUGGUGGCUGCGCCUCUGUUGCCUGCGGCAGCCAAUGCAUCGCCUGGUGGCAAUGGCCCUGGUGCACUCCCUGGCCUUCCGGCGCCCUUAGGGGUCAAUGGAUUCGGCUCCUUGAACCCCCAGACCAAUGGACAGCCAGGCUCCGACACGCUCUAUAACAACGGGCUUUCCCCUUACCCAGCAGCCUAUCCCUCGGCCUAUGCCCCAGUGAGCACAACUUUCCCCCAGCAGCCUUCCGCUCUGCCUCAGCAACAAAGAGAAGGCCCCGAAGGCUGCAACCUCUUCAUUUAUCACCUGCCUCAGGAGUUUGGGGAUGCAGAACUCAUUCAGACAUUCCUGCCCUUCGGAGCUGUUGUCUCUGCCAAAGUCUUUGUGGAUCGUGCCACCAAUCAGAGCAAGUGCUUUGGGUUCGUUAGUUUUGACAAUCCAACCAGUGCCCAGACUGCCAUCCAGGCCAUGAAUGGCUUUCAAAUCGGCAUGAAGAGGCUCAAGGUCCAGCUAAAGAGGCCUAAGGAUGCCAACAGGCCUUACUAAUCUGAGCUCGCUGACCAGUCACAGACAGAAACUGAAGAAUGAAGAAAGGAAACGGAAAAGCACAGAAAUGCUGGAGCGGCCCUUCCGGAAGGAGUGGCGGCAGACGGCUGUGGAUCGGACCCAGGGCUGGCGCCUGGGGCUCAGGCCACUCAUCUCGUGGGUUGUUCCAUGGAGUGCUCAGGCUGGCAAGGCAACCAGUGCUGGCUGAGGAUCGACUGACCUAAGGGAAGCAGCAGAGGGCCUCGGGGGUGCCAAGGGCUUCUCAGCAAGGGAAGCCCAGACUUACUUCAUUCAAAAUCAUAUCAUUCCUUAGUGUUUAGGGACCAAAGGACUAUUGCUUUUUUUUUAAGAAUAUAUAUAUAUCUAUAUAAAUUAAAACAAAGAAAAAAACAGGAGACAAAAAAAAAAAAGAAGACAGUAUAGAGUCUCAUAAAAUAAAAGCUGCCUUUAAAUAUCCCCAGGAGACAGGGUGAAGGAGACCCUUGAUAGCCCCAGCCUAGGCAGAGGAGGCUGUGGAAAGAUUGUCCUGUGUCUCAUUCCUUCUUAAACUCCUCCCUUACCCCCCCUUUAAGAAUAUGAUAAAGGAUGUGAAGUCUAGGCUCAUAUUCAAGCAACAAGAGGGUUAUGGAAGCAGUGAACCCACAGUUCCAAAACGCAGAGAGUAUCCCUGAACGGGCCUCAGGAAGAGCUCAGGCCUGCUUUGGUCUUUGCUACCCUAGGAGGCCCCCAGCCAUCAGAAAUGGGAACCUGCCUUUCCUUCCUGACCCCUUUUCCUGUGGAGUCACAGCCUCCCCAGGUAGGAAGAGAGAGAGAGAGAGAGAGAGAGAGAGAGAGAGAGAGAGAGAGAGAGAGAGAGAGAGACAUUUCCUUCCCAGUCCAGGUAGACCAAGGCCUUGCCUUUGGCUGAGCUGAGACACCUCCUGUUUCCCCUCCCCUCAAAACUACCCAGUGUCCCCUUGCUCCAGGCCACCUUCUGUCUCUUAGUCUAAGUUUGCCCACUUGUAAAGUAGACUCAAGAUCUAUGUAGAGGGCUGUGAUAACAGAUGUGAAAGGCUUGCUGCUGUAAAUACUGCCACUGAGAAGGGGAUCCUUUUCACUAUGUAGAAGCUUCAGAAUUAGAGGUCCCUCUUUACCCAGGACCUGGGAGGGAAGUAGAUGUUUUGCCAAAAUACUAAUUCAUUCCUUUAAAAAGUACAUCUUUCCUAUGCAAGUGUGUCUCACAUGUGCUUACCCAAGGUGCUUUUAGAUGGUGAGCAGUGUUCAGUUUAGAAGUGGUGUGUGCUCUGUCUGUCUGUCCUUGUCCGUCUGUUGUGUACAGUGGGUUCCAUAUAAAACUGAUCAACGGUGGUG
Grammomys surdaster is the source of this 2768-nucleotide messenger RNA. RefSeq names its product CUGBP Elav-like family member 6 (gene Celf6). The record is from RefSeq and is a predicted model, not a curated record. Gene Ontology annotation, cellular component: cytoplasm; nucleus; ribonucleoprotein complex. Gene Ontology annotation, molecular function: mRNA binding. Lineage: Eukaryota; Metazoa; Chordata; Mammalia; Rodentia; Muridae. The transcript is spliced from 12 exons. Gene Ontology annotation, biological process: regulation of alternative mRNA splicing, via spliceosome; mRNA splice site recognition. The coding region runs from base 36 to 1418 and encodes 460 amino acids.